Mytilus trossulus (common blue mussel) is the source of this 6235-nucleotide messenger RNA. RefSeq lists its product as uncharacterized. Bases 78 to 6011 code for a protein of 1977 amino acids. Gene Ontology annotation, molecular function: protein binding. The transcript has 5 exons. The record is from RefSeq and is a predicted model, not a curated record. NCBI's taxonomy places the organism in Eukaryota, Metazoa, Mollusca, Bivalvia, Mytilida, Mytilidae.
AAGAAACGAAAGUUAUUGGAUCCUAAAAAAGCAGGUAUUUUGUGUACCUCAAUCUAGUAUUGCUGUUCUGUUUUAAGAUGGCAACAUUCCUGUCACAAGAAGAUAUAAAUUUUCUACGAUUAGCUGGUUUGUUGAUAAGAGUCGCACCACGUGCUGUAAGACGAAAGUUUGACUUUGAAUUCCAUCCAGAACAGCUACAACAAUUUUUGAGAGAAAAGCGAGGCAAUAUAGAUGACCUAAGACGUAACAAGAGAGUAAUUACAUUGGCACAGUAUGAUUUAUUAUAUCCUAGAGGCUCUACAGGAGUAUUAUCAGACAUGUUUGAUGUAUCAUUAAUGGCAUGUUUACUCAGACAUUUCACAGAUCUAGACAUCCAAGAAAGUCUUCCAGUGAAAAUAAACCAUUCUGUUGCUGCAGAUAUUUCCAGGAUAAAAUUUUACAGAAACUCCAUUGUUCAUUCUGACAGCGGUAAAGUCGACGAAGACAAGUUCUUGGAGAUUUGGAACUGUGUGACUGAGGCAAUACUCAGGCUAGCACCAGAAAUGAAGCAAGAGAUUGAUGCGUUGAUAAGUUCAUCGUUAACUAAUGUCACUGAUAUCAUAGAUUGUAUACGGCUUGAGAAACAGUUAAAAAAAACAAAUCAGCAUAUGGUAACAAUCAACAAGAAAUUAGAGACGCUAGAAAUAGAAAAAAAUAAUAUAACAGAAAUACAACAACGAACUUUGAAAGAAUGGAGAAAUAAUGGCAAAAAAUACAUUCCUACCUCAGCAACAAUGUUUAUACUAGAAUCAUUAAACAAAACGACGGGUGUUAUUAUUACUGGAUCUCCAGGCUGUGGAAAAUCUGCAGUCGCUCAUCAUGUAGCAUUGGAAUUAGAAAAGGAGAAAUACGAUAUAAUUCCUUGUGAUGAUCCUUCAGGAAUCAUUAAGCAUUUUACAAAAGAUAAAUUCCAAGUUUUUGUAAUUGAUGACGUUUGUGGUAAAUUCUCUCUUAAUCAACAAAAAGCAGAAUCAUGGGAGCAAAAAGAUUGCAAAUUAAGUAUGCUAAUUGAGUCUUGUAAUCUGAAUGACGACGAUGACGAAAAUGAUAGCAAAUCAGUGCAUAAGUUUAUCAUUACGUGCAGGGAAAAUAUAUAUGUUCACGAGACAUUCCCAAAACUUACUUGUUUUUCACUUGUACAAUGCAGCUUUAGUACCGAAUACAAAAUUACUCCAGAAGAAAGGAGGACUAUUGCAAUGUCGUAUGUACCUGAGAAUAUAGUGAACGACAUAGAAAAUAUUUGUCUGUACGAUUUUUUCCCUCUUUUAUGUUCUCUGUACUGUACAAACCUUAAUCAAGAUCAUAGAUUCUUUACCCAUCCUGUUGAAAUAAUUGGAAAUGAAAUCAUAAAAAUGAAAAAACAAUCUACAUCAUCUUUUCUCUGUAUUUCUCUCCUUGUUCUUAGAAAUAAUAAAUUUUGUAUAGACGAAUUAAGAUCCGAGGAUGUGCAACAGCUAGUUAAUGCUAUAUGCUGGGAAUGUAAAAUCGAACCUGUAUCCAUUGUAACGAUAUUUAACAGUUUUGAGUGUCUUAAAGGUGUCUAUAUUACAGAAUCGGAUGACUUCUACACAGCAAUUCACGACAAAAUGUUUGACAUCAUAUCAGCAGCUAUUGCACCAUUUAUAAUAAAAUGUUUAAUAGACCACGUUGAUAUUGCAUUCCUGGCAAAUCGUGCGUACAUUUCAUCAUUUACUCAAAAUAGUGUUCCUUUUGUUAUUCAAAUACCACAAGAGUUCGAAAGCCAAUUUCUACAACGACAAAUAAAAGAUGCAAUGAAGGGCAAAUACUGGGAAGUAUUUGGAAGCAUUCAAACAGAAAAUGAGGCAUAUAGAAAACUACUUCUAUCGUUUCUGAAAGAACAAGACACAUGUCAGCAAAUUUCGUUUGAUUUCGAUGAAGAUGGGAAUACGCCUUUGUAUGUAUCAUCUCAUUUGGGAUACAUUGAUUUUGUAGAACAUUUUGUAGUAAAUUAUCCGUAUCACAUAGAGGUUAAAGACAAUGAGGGUAGGUCUCCAUUUUAUGUCGCAUGUGAAAAGGGUCAAAUUGCAGUCGUUAGAUAUUUAAUGAAAUAUAAUGAGAACAUUGAUACAAAAAAUAUGGAUAACACAACAGCAUUAUCGGCAACCUGCCUUAAUGGUCACACUGAGGUUGCUCAACUGUUAUUAGACAACAAAGCAGAUAUCAACAGUAGAGAUACUUAUGGACAAACUGCUUUACAUUCAGCCUGCCAAAAUGGACACGCAGAAACUGUGAAAAUAUUGAUGGAAUUUGGCAUGAAUGUCAAUCAGAAAGAUAAAAAUGGUAGAACACCACUGUAUGUUGCCUGUAAACAUGGUUGUUAUGAUACAGUGAAAUACCUACUUGAUUUAAACGACCAAGCAUUAAUAAGUCGUGUAGAUACAACAAUAAAAAACGACAAAGGAUUUUCAGUUUUACAUAUAGCAUGUUUCGAAGGACAUUUAGAGGUAGUAAAGUUAUUGAUUGACGUUGGUAUGAAUCUUAAUGAUACAACAAAUGCAGGUUCUACACCACUUCACAUGGCUUGUCAGAAUGGUCAUUAUGAAACAGUGAAAUUCUUACUUGACUUAAAUCGCCAAGUAUUAAAUAGUCGUGUCGAUACUACCAUUAAACAGAAAGAUGGAUUGUCAAUUUUACAUAUAGCAUGUUUCAAAGGACAUUUAGAGGUAGUAAAGUUAUUGAUUGACGUUGGUAUGAAUCUUAAUGAUACAACAAAUGCAGGUUCUACACCACUUCACAUGGCUUGUAAGAAUGGUCAUUAUGAAACAGUGAAAUUCUUACUUGACUUAAAUCGCCAAGUAUUAAAUAGUCGUGUCGAUACUACCAUUAAACAGAAAGAUGAAUGGUCAGUUUUACAUAGAGCAUGUUUCAAAGGACAUUUAGAGGUAGUAAAGUUAUUGAUUGACGUUGGUAUGAAUCUUAAUGACACAACAAAUGCAGGAUAUACACCACUAUACAUGGCUUGUCAGAAUGGUCAUUAUGAAACAGUGAAAUACUUACUUGAUUUAAACGGCCAAACAUUAAAUAGUCGUGUUGAUACUUCCAUAAAAGAGGAAGAUGGAUGGUCAGUUUUACAUAUAGCAUGUUUAAAUGGACAUUUAGAGGUAUUAAAGUUAUUGAUUGACGUUGGUAUAAAUCUUAAUGAUACAACAAAAAUCAAUUCUACACCACUACACAUGGCUUGUCAGGAUGGUCAUUAUGAAACAGUGAAAUACUUACUUGACUUAAACUGCCAAGUAUUAAAUAGUCGUGUCGAUACUACCAUUAAACAGACAGAUGGAUGGUCAGUUUUACAUAUAGCAUGUUUCCAAGGACAUUUAGAGGUAGUAAAGUUAUUGAUUGACGUUGGUAUGAAUCUUAAUGACACAACAAAUGCAGGAUAUACACCACUAUCCAUGGCUUGUCAGAAUGGUCAAUUUGACAUAGUGAAAUACUUACUUGAUUUAAACGGCAAAACAUUAAAUAGUCGUGUUGAUGCAACCAUUAAAGGGAAAGAUGGAUGGUCAGUUUUACAUAUAGCAUGUUUCGAAGGACAUUUAGAGGUAGUAGAGUUAUUGAUUGACGUUGGUAUGAAUCUUAAUGACACAACAAAUGCAGGAUAUACACCACUAUCCAUGGCUUGUCAGAAUGGUCAAUUUGACAUAGUGAAAUACUUACUUGAUUUAAAGGACAAAACAUUAAAUAGUCGUGUUGAUACUACCAUUAAACAGGAAGAUGGAUUUUCAGUUUUACAUAUAGCAUGUUUAAAUGGACAUUUAGAGGUAGUACAGUUAUUGAUUGACGUUGGUAUGAAUCUUAAUGACACAACAAAUGCAGGUUCUACACCACUUUAUCAGGCUUGUCUGAAAUGUCAAUUUGACAUAGUGAAAUACUUACUUGAUUUAAACGACAAAACAUUAAAUAGUCGUGUUGAUACUACCAUUAAAGAGAAAGAUGGAUUUUCAGUUUUACAUAUAGCUUGUUUAAAUGGACAUUUAGAGGUAGUAAAGUUAUUGAUUGACGUUGGUAUGAAUCUUAAUGAUACAACAACAAUCAAUUGUACACCACUAUACAUGGCUUGUCAUAAUGGUCAUUAUGAAACAGUGAAAUACUUACUUGAUUUAAACGACAAAACAUUAAAUAGUCGUGUUGAUACUACCAUUAAACAGAAAGAUGGAUGGUCAGCUUUACAUACAGCAUGUUUCAAUGGACAUUUAGAGGUAGUAAAGUUAUUGAUUGACGUUGGUAUGAAUCUUAAUGACACAACAACAAUCAAUUCUACACCACUAUACAUGGCUUGUCAUAAUGGUCAUUAUGAAACAGUGAAAUACUUACUUGAUUUAAACGACAAAACAUUAAAUAGUCGUGUUGAUACUACCAUUAAACAGAAAGAUGGAUGGUCAGCUUUACAUACAGCAUGUUUCAAUGGACAUUUAGAGGUAGUAAAGUUAUUGAUUGACGUUGGUAUGAAUCUUAAUGACACAACAACAAUCAAUUCUACACCACUACUCAAGGCUUGUCAUAAUGGUCAUUAUGAAACAGUGAAAUACUUACUUGAUUUAAACGACAAAACAUUAAAUAGUCGUGUUGAUACUACCAUUAAACAGAAAGAUGGAUGGUCAGCUUUACAUACAGCAUGUUUCAAUGGACAUUUAGAGGUAGUAAAGUUAUUGAUUGACGUUGGUAUGAAUCUUAAUGACACAACAACAAUCAAUUCUACACCACUAUACAUGGCUUGUCAUAAUGGUCAUUAUGAAACAGUGAAAUACUUACUUGAUUUAAACGACAAAACAUUAAAUAGUCGUGUUGAUACUACCAUUAAAGAGACAGAUGGAUGCUCAGUUUUACAUAUAGCAUGUUUGAAAGGACAUUUAGAGGUAGUAAAGUUAUUGAUUGACGUUGGUAUGAAUCUUAAUGAUACAACAAAAUUCAAUUCUACACCACUACACAUGGCUUGUCAGGAUGGUCAAUAUGAAACAGUGAAAUUCUUACUUGACUUAAACUGCCAAGUAUUAAAUAGUCGUGUCGAUACUACCAUUAAAGAGACAGAUGGAUGGUCAGCUUUACAUAUAGCAUGUUUCAAUGGACAUUUAGAGGUAGUAAAGUUAUUGAUUGACGUUGGUAUGAAUCUUAAUGAUACAACAACAAUCAAUUCUACACCACUAUACAUGGCUUGUCAUAAUGGUCAUUAUGAAACAGUGAAAUACUUACUUGACUUAAACUGCCAAGUAUUAAAUAGUCGUGUUGAUACUACCAAUAAAGAGGAAGAUGGAUUUUCAGUUUUACAUAUAGCAUGUUUCAAUGGACAUUUAGAGGUAGUAAAGUUAUUAGUCGACGUGGGUAUGAAUCUGAAUGAUACAACAAAUGCAGGAUAUACACCACUUUAUCUGGCUUGUCUGAAAGGUCAAUUUGACAUAGUGAAAUACUUACUUGAUUUAAACGGUCCAGAAAUAAAUAGUCGUGUCGAUACUACCAUUAAAGAGGAAGAUGGAUUUUCAGUUUUACAUAUAUCAUGUUUCCAAGGACAUUUAGAGAUAGUAAAGUUAUUGAUUGACGUUGGUAUGAAUCUUAAUGAUACAACAAAUGCAGGUUCUACACCACUUUAUCUGGCUUGUCGGAAAGGUCAAUUUGACAUAGUGAAAUACUUACUUGAUUUAAACGGUCCAGAAAUAAAUAGUCGUGUCGAUACUACCAUAAAACACAAAGAUGGAUCGUCAGCAUUACAUCAAGCUUGUUUCAAUGGACAUGCUGAAAUACUCAAGUUAUUGAUUGAUAUCGGUAUGAAUAUUAAUGAAAGAGACAAUUAUGGAAGAACAGCUGUUCACUUAGCUUGUUUGAAGGGACAUGGUGACAUUGUGAAGAUUUUAAAGGAUAAUUGUGCCGAAGUAGAAACACUUGAUAGUGACAGACGUACGCCAUUAAUGUGUGCUAAAGACAAAGGUUAUUCCGAUAUUAUGAAACUUUUGAUAGAAUAAAUUGAACAACGUUACGAAGAGUAUGAUAAAGAGCGUAUAAACAUUGUAAACACAACCAAUUGAGCACUAUAUAGGGUUAUCAAUUUAUUGAGACUUUAACUGACUUUUUGUUUCUUUUUAGAUUUUGUGACGUCUAACUUUAAAUGAUAAUGAUUUCUUAAUACGUUCAAUAUACAUAUCUUAUUAGUUAACAAGUAAGUCAAUAUUUGACAAUUUAUACAAGU